CAAUGGACCACAAGAGCCGUUUAACGCCUUUACACAGUUUUCAGAUUAGCAAAAGAAAUUGCACUACAGUUAGUAAAAAAGAACAGCGCACAAAAUGCAGAUUUAUUGGUAGUUUGUAACUCUGUUGCGAUGCCUGAGUUAGAGGAAAGGCGAAGAUCUUCAAAAGGACAUCGUAAAAGACAAGAACCUACACCACAAACUACAACAGUACAACCUAUUUAUUCAAACGGAAACAUUUGUCUCGCUUUAUGUCUUGUUUUGGCGCUAGCCGCUGGAGCUGGCAUUGGUUAUGGAGUGUAUUUAUUCGUCUAUCCUAACCAAUCGAACAACAAUGCGUCUAAAAAUGAAGGUACCGCAAAUAAUCCCAGCUUAACCACGCCGCGGGACGCUGGUUCACUUGACGUUCAGAACGAAGGCGAUGGCUCUACAGAAGGUUCGUCAGGUUCUCCUGAUAUCGUUUGGAUAAACGGUGAAAACUGCGGCACGUUACACCCUGACGUCACGAAUCCAUAUAUGCGUCAUAGCAUACGUAAGCGUGACGUAUACGCACAAUUACCGAAACCUGCCGCAAUUAUUGGCGGUGCAGAUACACAUAUACAGGAACAUCCGUGGCAGGUAUCUUUGUGGACAAAAGCUCACACUUGCGGUGGAAGUAUUAUUGCUUCAAAUUGGAUUCUGUUUGCAGCUCACUGUGCUGAACCAUUUCCCCACCCAAACAACUGGACAGUAUACGCUGGCAUCAGCGAUAGAAGGAAUAUGAUACAACGAGCACAGACUGCUAGGGUUACGGAUGUGAUCACACAUAAUGAAUUCACCACGGACACAUACAACAAUGAUAUUGCAUUAUUGAGAUUAAACUCCCAUCUAAGAUUCAAUAAGUAUGUUCGUCAAAUCUGCUUACCUUCGUUUUCAAGACAACUCCGAAAUGAAUCACUUUGUGAAAUAUCUGGCUGGGGAGCAAAGCAAGAAGGCAACGGGCUCCCAUAUAUACUACAAGAAGCACCAGUAAAAAUAUUAGAUAGGGAUCUAUGUAAUAGUGAUAGUUGGUUAAUGGGAAUGGUGACUGACAGGAUGUUUUGUGCUGGUACAGUGGAUGGUAGCAAAGAUGCUUGCCAGGGUGAUUCUGGAGGCCCUUUAUCAUGUUUCGAUCAGUAUGAAAACAAGCAUUACUUAAGUGGGGCUGUGAGUUGGGGUAUUGGGUGUGGUGAACCAGCAAUGCCAGGAGUUUACACACAUCUUGCUAAACUAAGAGGUUGGAUUGAAACCAACAUGGAACAAGUGGAAAGAAGAUACAGGACUCUAUAAAUAUCUAGAUAUUAGGUUUCUGAAAUUUUGGAAAAAAUAUGCGGUAACAUUGCAAAAAUGCAGUUACACUCAUAGUCCUCAAACAUAGGGAACCUCAUUGAUUAAUUUGGUGAAUGCAAUAUACUUUGGCUCUGCUUAUAAAAUCUGGGGGGGAAACAUGCGUUCCUUUGAAUUGAACUAUAUUGUUUCAAAGUUAUUUCUAUUCUUUGUAUCAUUGUUGCAUUUUCUGUAUCUCUGUGUCAAAUUUUGAAUAUUUUGUAUGUUAUAAAAUAUAUAUUUGUAUGAAAAUACAAUGGA
Ciona intestinalis (vase tunicate) is the source of this 1602-nucleotide messenger RNA. NCBI's taxonomy places the organism in Eukaryota, Metazoa, Chordata, Ascidiacea, Phlebobranchia, Cionidae. The record is from RefSeq and is a predicted model, not a curated record.